Belonocnema kinseyi is the source of this 327-nucleotide messenger RNA. RefSeq names its product piggyBac transposable element-derived protein 3-like. The transcript has a single exon. The coding region runs from base 1 to 327 and encodes 108 amino acids. The record is from RefSeq and is a predicted model, not a curated record. NCBI's taxonomy places the organism in Eukaryota, Metazoa, Arthropoda, Insecta, Hymenoptera, Cynipidae.
AUGUCACAGUUGGAAUUUAAGUCUUACAUAGUAGUCACUCUUAUGAGAAUGGAUGAACAAGCCAUCGAAAAUGAUAUUCAAGGCGAGGAACGAACGGGAUCAGGUUACCAAGUAAGCUUUCCUUCAAGACGAAUUUAUGGACGACCAUCAAAAGUAGCAUUGCCUAUGGAUAUUCGAUUUGAUAAUGUUGGUCACGUUAUCAUAGAGGAGGAAAAUAAAGCAAGAAGAAGAUGUAGACAAUGCAAAAACAACACUAUCUACAUGUGUGCUAAGUGUCACGUGCAUCUACAUGCUAACUGUUUUGAUCUAUUCCACGCUAAGUGUUAA